UGGCGGGAAACCGAGAAACCCACGUGCUGUCGGCGUGCGGUUACCCUUUCCCCUUCCCGGCCUCUGUUCCCACCUGAGUAGUAGUACUGCUUGGUGAGAUGACGACUCUCGCCGGAUUGAUUCGACGGCGUUUUGCCAGAUCGGUUCCGACUCCGCUGAAUUACAAACGCGGUGCACCGUCGCGAAGAGGAACUCGAUUGCUGAGCGGUGAAGCUAAGUCGAAUCGGGACGAGUUUCCGGUGGAGAACGCCUACGAUAUCUUGAAUGUCUCCGGCAGCAGUUCAAUUGCAGAGAUCAAAGCAUCGUUUCGCAGACUCGCCAAGGAGACUCAUCCUGACCUGGUCGAUUCGAAGAAAGAUCCUUCCAAUUCGAUACGUUUCGUUCAGAUUCUCGCCGCUUAUGAGAUUCUUUUAGAUUCUGAGAAGAGGGCACACUAUGAUAGAUAUCUGUUAUCCCGGAGGAUGGUGAUGACGAAACAUUCUACACAAGGGUAUACGCUUCACAGGUAUAAAACAAGAUUGACAUUGAGUCAAGAGAUGGAAGUGGUUGAGUGGCUGAAGUGGUAUAGAGAAGCAAUACAUGAUAUAGUAUUGGAGAAGAGAGUAGCAAAUGGUACAGGCUACUUGGAUGAACUUGAAGAAGAUUUUUAUUCAGCCAUCCGAGCUGCAUACUUUGGGCCUGAUGUAGAAUCUGUGGAGCUUCUUCCUGAUUGUUUUGAAGCUGAGGAAAGGUCUGUGUAUGACACACGAGAGGUUUUGCACUUGGUGUCAGGACGGGAUCUUUUUGGCAUGGUCUGCUUGGUAGAUAAUUUUCUUGAGCUGUCUUUUGAUUGCUCCAAGAAGUUGGCUUUGUCUUCAUUUAUGGAUUCGGACCUGGGUCAAGAAGUUGAUAAAGGCAAAUGUGACAUGAAAUCUGAUGAAAGAAUUGGUCUUCAGAUAUCUCAUAUACAAUCCUCAAGAAAUAAAAAUCAUGUUUCGGAUGCAUAUAAAGAUAUUCAGCUGCAUGUAUCUGGAAGAGUUGUUGCUACAGCCAUUAGGAUUCCCCCAAAAGGGUAUUGCAAAGAGAAUAAAAUUGAGGGUGAUAACGAUCUCAUACACGUUUUCCUCAACUCAAAUGAAGGAUCUAGUCAUGGCCCUGAAUCUGUAUCAUAUCAGGGAAAUGAAAGUGGUGGUAGACUUCUUGUUGGAACUAUAAGUGGUCUUGGAACAAGCCCAGAUGAAGGCUCAUGCUAUGUCUAUGAUGGGAAUGGUGCUAAGACUCAUGUGCUAAUGAAACAUAGGACAUUUCUGGUGAGACAUUUGCACUGGUACAGAAUUGGGGAAAAGGUUUCCGUUUGCGAGUGUAGAUGCAGUAGAGCGAAAUUACCACCAAGCAAGUUUUGGUUGUUUGAGCCUCGUUGUGGUUUGCAUGAUGUCGGAGGAUGGUAUAUUGAAACUUAUGGGAAAGAUAAAAAGAGUCGGACAGUCCUGGCACAAAGAUUCUGGGAUGGACUGGAAGAGGGGAGUACACUGGCUGGGAGACUGCACCCUGGUAUCUACUUGCUUACACUAGCGUACCGAACUCUUGAUCUUGAAGAUGAAAAGAGAAGGAAACGGUCAGUGUUGGAGAUCACUGAGGCAUGGCUAUCUAAAACAUUGGAUUGGUGUAAAAAAUUGGUUAGAAGUAAGGACCUAGGAACUUAAAAAGGUUAACCUUCGUACUUUUCGAGAAAGAUCACAACCGCAUUACCUACCUUGGAACUUAAAGAGGUUAAUCUUUAGUGUCUCUCUCAAGAUACACAACCGCAAUAUCUGUAAAUUUCAAGUGGGUUUGGGUUCUCUUUCCGCCAACAGAGUCAACAUUCCAAAGAUGGAGUGUUUAAUGGUUUUAAGGGGAUUUUGGAGGGUGUCUCAGACCAGAAGGUGGUUUUGAACCCAGGAUGGGCGGGACCAGAAGAAACUGGCUUCUCAUAAGAAAUAGUGAAACAAAUGCAUUGUGUUGUGGAAUGAAAUCAUGUGUACUAAAGAACUUUGAUUCAAAGUGACUCAUUAGACUUGUACAAAAUAUUAUAUCUAAUGAAACUAGACUUGAUUUUCAAUAGAAAAUAAAACCAGACUUGGUUCUUCA
Capsella rubella is the source of this 2106-nucleotide messenger RNA. RefSeq lists its product as uncharacterized. The record is from RefSeq and is a predicted model, not a curated record. NCBI's taxonomy places the organism in Eukaryota, Viridiplantae, Streptophyta, Magnoliopsida, Brassicales, Brassicaceae. The transcript is spliced from 5 exons. The coding region runs from base 99 to 1682 and encodes 527 amino acids.